ACCGCUUUUUUCCGCUGCUCGUUUUCCCACUUUUCCUUUUCCUAAAUUUCGUCGCACUUGUCAAAUACUGAAAGAGACUCUCACACACAAACACACUCUCUCAUUUCGUCGCCGAUUUCAACAUAAUUUCGUACAUUUCACGCUUCGCUCUUCGAUCGACAAUUCAUGGCUUCUGAAACACUUGUGGGUGCAUGCAAUGGCAGUGUCUAUACACAUCCAGACCCCCAAAGAAGUUACCAAGUUGUUGUUGCUGCCACACGUGCAAUGGGUAUUGGAAAAGAUGGAAAAUUACCAUGGAGGUUACCUUCAGACCUCAAGUUUUUCAAAGAAAUCACCAUGACAACAUCAGAUCCAGUGAAAAAGAAUGCUAUUAUAAUGGGAAGAAAAACAUGGGAAAGCAUACCUUUAGAACAUAGGCCACUCACUGGUCGCCUCAAUGUUGUUUUAACUCGUUCAGGGAGUUUUGAUAUUGCAACUGCUGAAAAUGUUUUAAUGUGUAGCAGCAUGAUUUCAGCUUUGGAAUUGUUAGCUUCAUCACCCUAUUGUUUAUCUAUCGAAAGGGUGUUUGUGAUUGGUGGUGGUGAAAUCUUAAGGGAGUCACUGAAUGCUCCUGGAUGUGAUGCAAUCCAUAUAACUGAAAUUGAAACAGACAUUGAUUGUGACACUUUCAUACCAUCUAUCAACACUUCAGAAUUCCAACCAUGGUAUUCGUCAUUCCCACAACUUGAGAAUGGAAUCCGCCAUUCCUUCAAUACAUAUGUUCGUGUGAAAAGCUCCGGAAUUGAAGCCUCCAAGGUUAAUGGUUCAUUGUCUGAAUGCCAUUCCGAAUCACCAAAAUUUGAUGCAAGAAUGUUCUCUUUUUUGCCCAAAAAGAUAUUUGAAAAGCAUCAAGAGUUCCUUUAUUUGAAACUAGUGGAGGAUAUAAUUUCUAAUGGUGCUUUGAAGGGUGAUCGUACUGGAACUGGUACUCUGUCAAAAUUUGGUUGCCAGAUGCGGUUUAAUCUGCGAAAGUCUUUUCCACUCCUUACAACCAAGAAAGUGUUUUGGCGUGGAGUUGUGGAGGAACUUUUGUGGUUCAUAAGUGGGUCAACAAGUGCUAAGGUCUUGCAAGAUAAGGGCAUUCAUAUAUGGGAUGGUAAUGCAUCAAGAACCUACCUAGACAGUAUUGGCUUGGUGGAUAGAGAAGAGGGUGACCUGGGUCCUGUUUAUGGGUUCCAGUGGAGACAUUUUGGUGCAAAGUAUACAAAUAUGCAUGCUGACUACAGUGGUCAAGGGUUUGACCAAUUGCUAGAUGUUAUUGACAAAAUUAAAAACAAUCCAGAUGAUCGUCGUAUACUUCUUUCAGCAUGGAACCCUUCAGAUCUCAAACAAAUGGCACUUCCACCAUGUCACAUGUUUGCUCAGUUUUAUGUAAAUCAAGGAGAGUUAUCUUGUCAAAUGUAUCAGCGAUCAGCUGACAUGGGCCUUGGUGUUCCAUUUAACAUAGCAUCAUAUGCCUUGUUGACUUGCAUGAUUGCCCAUGUUUGUGAUCUUGUUCCUGGUGAUUUUGUCCAUGUUCUUGGUGAUGCUCAUGUCUAUAGCACUCAUGUCAGACCCUUGCAGGAUCAGCUUCAUAAGCUCCCUAAACCUUUUCCUGUGUUGAAAAUUAAUUCUGAGAAGAAGGAUAUAGAUGGUUUUGUAGCUGAUGAUUUUAAACUCAUAGGAUAUCAUCCUCAUCAGAAAAUAGAAAUGAAAAUGGCAGUAUAGAUCCGAUUUUGGGGGCAAUGGGUGUCGUGUUUUUAUGUAACGACGUGGAUAAUGAUAUUAUUAUUAUAAUAUAUAGUUAUUGGGAAUCCCUUAGUUCCACAUAUUGGUUAAAGGUGAUCUGGUUAUGUAGUUAUGUUUUAGCUGAUUGAUGAAGAUUUUGUUAAAACAAGAGCCUGUUAUGACUUGUGCGAGUUGUACUUUUCGCUUGGGUUAUUGUACCUUGUAGCUUUGUUAGUAUCAGUGCAAAAACUAAGACUAUAUAUACUUAAUGAGAUUCUGGGUAUUGGUAUUA
Molecule: messenger RNA, 2038 nt
Organism: Lactuca sativa (garden lettuce)
Lineage: Eukaryota; Viridiplantae; Streptophyta; Magnoliopsida; Asterales; Asteraceae
Product: bifunctional dihydrofolate reductase-thymidylate synthase 1
Biological process (GO): tetrahydrofolate biosynthetic process; dTMP biosynthetic process; one-carbon metabolic process
Cellular component (GO): mitochondrion; cytosol
Molecular function (GO): dihydrofolate reductase activity; thymidylate synthase activity
Source: RefSeq, a predicted model, not a curated record